AAAUAGGGUGUGGCUAUUGUUUGGAUAUGCAAGAGGACAGAUAUAUAAACUGGAUAUAAGUUACACUUUUCAGUCAGAGCUGCUAUUUUUGUGCAUUCCACGUAGAGAUGGCAUAUUCUACCAGCACUCUUGCUGCUGGCUGCUUCGGGAAGAUAUACAGGGAGAGGUAUAAUGACACCUGGGCUGCAAUCAAGAAAGUACCACAACAUUUAAUCAACAGGAAUGACUUGGAGAGGGAGUGUCGAGUAUACAAUAAAGCGGUACAUCCUAAUAUAGUCAAGCUUCUGGGUAAUCCAACACUCAAGGACUCAAAGUGGAUCAUUCCCAUGGAGUUCAUCUUUGGAGAGGACCUGGAGACAACCAUCUUCAAAUCACAAAAAUCUAAAAUACAGUUGACUCCACCUAUAAAGGCUACAAUCAUCACAGGCAUGUGUGAAGGACUACUUCACCUACACAGCAAAGACAUCGUCCAUCAGGACCUCAAACCUGACAACAUCAUGAUAGAGCAUGGAAGUUACAGAGCUGUGAUCAUUGAUAUGGGACUGGCCAAAUUCUCCCGCAAUGGCCUCAGUUCUGCGGUGGAUAUGGGCAACGAGGCCUACUCUCCCCCUGAGGUCCUGCAGAGGACAAGCCCACGAGACCAGCGCUCAGAUGUGUGGGCAAUGGGUAAAAUAAUUGCUGAACUUUGUGCCAGAGUGCGGCUGCAUACCCCGAGUGUCUGUCCAGAAAAGAUCCAGGAGACCCUCAGUCAUCAAGGCCAACAGUACUGUAACGCUGUCUGUAGGAUGGUGCAGAGUGACCCCAGAUUACGGGCCACUAUGGCUGAGGUCAUCCCGGAGAUACGAAGGGCAGGUGGGACUGAUGGACACACAAGAGGACCUCUGCCAGCACAGCUUCCUCGGCCUGAGGUAAAAGACACAUCCCUACAUCCACAAGCUCCUGAACACCGAUCACCUUCCCCAUCACAAUUUCACUGUGCAAACUUGCCACAUCCCGAUGUCAAGACAGUAGUGAGAGCUCCUGUGAGAGCGCCUUCUCCAUCUAGAUGGGAGCAUGCACCCUUGCCAAAGGCCGAGGUCAAGAUGACACUGCUGCCGCAAGCUCCCCUACCGCGGCCUCCUUCCCCUUCAAGAUUUGAGCUGGCAGCUCCUCCAAAACCAGAGGUCAAGAAAUCACCAACUCCCUGUCCCAAGGUACAGCAGGUUAAAGCAGUGGUUCCAGUCAUGCCUCAACCCAGUCCAGCUGCCAUGAAACAGCUUCUCUACCAAGAGGCAUCAAAGGGUUUUCCGUGCCCACUUCCCCAAACGGGCAAUGUGAGAAUCAGCCGCUAUAUGGAAACAGAUGGGGAGGUGGAGUCUUGGGAGCAGAAGGAGGUGGAGACUAAAGGAGGUAGGAUAGUGAAGUAUGAAGAUAUGAGGUUCAACAUGUCAUGAGAAGGUUAUUGGUCAUGAAAUAGUUGGAUUAUCCAGACGGUGGUUGACCCUCUCAGUCUCCUUCAGUGGCUAGUGUGACACAUUUCUGUAGAGAAGAGAUUAGCAUAUCUGGAAGUUGGGCUACACAAUGCAAUAGUUUUAAUGCCUAGUGAAACAACUGUAAAACUAUCAAAAACAAGGAUAUACUGUAUGCUGAAAUAAACUGAGAUCAGUUAUUAACAGAGAUUAAAUGUAUCUUGUCCUGCUGCAUUAUAUGUUCAUGCUUCAUCACUUUACAGUAUUGCUACCAUGUCACAAAUCAUCGAAAAGAACAUGAGUAUGGGAGUCAAAUCAUGUUUAAAUGUUCUUAGAAACCUUAUGUCUUUUGUGAAUAAAUGCAUCUUUGAACAGGUGUACACACAUGCAUUUGAACUGUUUAUAUAAGUUGACAUGUUUAUAAUAAUCAGUUAUAAAAGUCAUUUUAAAUACA
Esox lucius (northern pike) is the source of this 1902-nucleotide messenger RNA. Its product is annotated as aurora kinase. The record is from RefSeq and is a predicted model, not a curated record. Lineage: Eukaryota; Metazoa; Chordata; Actinopteri; Esociformes; Esocidae. Gene Ontology annotation, molecular function: ATP binding; protein kinase activity. The coding region runs from base 108 to 1433 and encodes 441 amino acids. Gene Ontology annotation, biological process: protein phosphorylation. The transcript is spliced from 5 exons.